AUGUUGUGUUUACUGUGGCGAUUGGCUCAGCUCAUGGCUUUCCCCGAGAAGAUUGCGAAAUCUGUGGGAGUUACCGACGGUCUCCACCACCUCAACCUCUCGUCUGCUGAUGAAUGUCGAGGUGUUCCGCGUCCUGGACUUGCAUUUUUCUUAGAGAAACCCGAAGCCACCUCCUCAACACUGUCAAACCUCACCAUUGAGGACGGUGAACGUGUUGCAACUGUUGGUGUCUGGGACUCUGGCAGAUCCACUAUCGCCUGUCUCUUCCGACGUCUCCAUGAACCUGCCUUCGCGAGGCCUUCGUCCACUCUGGCUGCCGUUCGCGAUCUGCGCAAAGCGCUUGGGGAAGACAUCACAUCCAUUGAUAUAACGGUCACUACUAUUGACCCUGGGACGAACUUUGACUCCGCAUUUAUGGUCAAUGGAUGGCCGACUUUGACAAGAGAGAACACGUUAGGGACCGUUAGUGGAACUACUGGCCUGGGGCUGAAGAAAGUCAUGGCGCCCGGGCCAUUCACAGCAGGUGUCAGCCUCGCACCCAAUGCUGAUGUUAUUUACCGGCCAAAGGUUAUUCUCGAGCGCACUGUGACAGAAGCCCUGGUGCCACCCUCGUCGAGGGCAUAG
Messenger RNA from Laccaria bicolor S238N-H82, 624 nucleotides. RefSeq lists its product as uncharacterized. The transcript is spliced from 5 exons. Bases 1 to 624 code for a protein of 207 amino acids. The record is from RefSeq and is a predicted model, not a curated record. Lineage: Eukaryota; Fungi; Basidiomycota; Agaricomycetes; Agaricales; Hydnangiaceae.